AUGCAGCUUCAGCACGAGAAGUUGUCCUCUUCCCUCCGCGAAGCCAUCAAGCGAGCCACUGCCUGGGUCGCCAAAAAAGCCCGCAAUGACGGCCACUGGUGUGGCGAGCUCAAGGCCAAUGCCACGCUGACGGCCGAGCAUAUCAGUCUACUGGGCGCGCUGGGCAUUUUCAUAUCCAGCCCGAACGAGUGGAUCAAAUGGCUGCUCGCUAAUCAGCACGACGACGGUAGCUGGGGCCUUGCAGCCAACUUGCCGGGCGAGAUCUCGACCAGCGUGGAGGCCUACUUUGCGUUGAAGCUGCUGGGACAGUCUCCGGAGCAUGCAACCAUGCGUAGAGCCCAACAAUUUAUCACCUCUGCUGGCUGGAUCGAGAAAGUCCGCAUCUUCACCCGCUUUAACUUGGCAAUCUUUGGCCUCUAUCCGUGGAGUGCGGUCCCUGAACUGCCCCCUGAACAUCUACAACAUAUUCUCGUGGGCGCGUUCCACUGUCGUUCCGUUGACGAUCGUACGCCAUCACGAGCCCUGCUUCCUGCCAACAGCUGGUACCCCGAUCUCGACGAUACUGCGGCAGCCAUUAUUGCGCACGCGAAGCAAACUCCCUCGAGUGUGAACAAAUGGGUCGUCACCAACGCAAUCGAAUGGAUCAUGGGCAUGCAAAACAAAGACGGGGGUUGCGACGCAUUCGACUACGAGAUCAACAAGGAGUUCUUCAAUAAGAUACCCUUCUCGGACAUGGAUAGCAUGUGCGGUCCCUCAACAGCCGACGUGACCGGCCGUAUCCUCGAAGCGCUUGGUCUGCUCCUCAAAAUCGGCACCGAGACCGCAUCCUACGAGGUCUCCGCCUCCCUUGAGUCACGCAUGCGAGAGACAGCUACAAGGGCCAUCAAAUACCUCGAGAGCGAGCAGGAAUCCUUCGGUGCAUGGUUCGGCCGAUGGGGCGUCAACUACACGUACGGGACGAGCAACGUGCUCUGCGGGCUGGCCUACUGGGAGACAAAUCUCGACGUUACGCGCAACGACACUGUCUACAUGAUGAUUGAUGACGGCGUCCGCUGGCUCGUGAAGGCGCAACAAAGCCAUGGCGGGUGGGGGGAGUGCUUUGAAACAUAUAAGGACAUCAGCCUUGCUGGGACAGGGCCUGUCAGCGCAACCUACUCAGCCUGGGCAAUUAUGGGCUUGCUAACACGCUUGGUCCCCAGCAAGCCGGCUAUCACCGAAGAAAUAGUGUUCUUACUGUCUAGACAGGUGACGGAAGGGGAAGUUGGAAGGAACAUGGGAUGA
This is a messenger RNA of Aspergillus nidulans FGSC A4, 1281 nucleotides long. RefSeq lists its product as uncharacterized. Gene Ontology annotation, cellular component: lipid droplet. Gene Ontology annotation, biological process: triterpenoid biosynthetic process. Gene Ontology annotation, molecular function: intramolecular transferase activity. The transcript is spliced from 2 exons. The coding region runs from base 1 to 1281 and encodes 426 amino acids. The record is from RefSeq and is a predicted model, not a curated record. NCBI's taxonomy places the organism in Eukaryota, Fungi, Ascomycota, Eurotiomycetes, Eurotiales, Aspergillaceae.